Molecule: messenger RNA, 1624 nt
Organism: Phyllotreta striolata
Lineage: Eukaryota; Metazoa; Arthropoda; Insecta; Coleoptera; Chrysomelidae
Source: the annotation of a GenBank genome assembly
CUGACGCACACGCCUCCGCCGACGCCGACGUCGCGGCGCUACCGCGCAAUACCCGAUAGAUUCCGGACUUACGGAACCCGUGAGUUUCCCUAUUCGCAUUGUGUCCGGCCCUUGGGGUCGACCAAGAUUAUGGUAAAAUUUUCCCUCCUAAUGUUCCUCCUCGGAGGAGCAUUCUGCUAUCUUCCACCAGGCAAGGAUACUAUCCUCUCCGGUAUAUUCCUGCGAGACCUAGUCAACCGCAUCAACGGCAAAGGCAUCUCCGAAGGCGACGGCAUCUCCUACCUGGACUUCACAGAUGGUUUACCGCUGGACGGCCGAUCUCUAACCAGCGGAUUGGAAGACGAAAAGCUUUUCUCCGGAGAUUACGACUCUGUGGGCGAAUUCAACCUGCAUCCCAGCAUUCGAGACGAGGAGUACUUGCGGCACAGCAGCCUUUGGGCUAAGCAGUAUUUGAAUGGGGAUAGGAGUAUCCAAGGAGCAAGAGGCGUGAAGACCAUGGAACCAGAAUCUACUUUACCAGCUUACUGCAGCCCGCCGAAUCCUUGUCCCAUAGGGUACACGGCUGCCCAAGGUUGUAUUGAAGAUUUCCAAAAUACUGCUUCUUACAGUCGGAAAUACCAAGGAGCUCAGGAUUGCAUGUGCGAUACUGAGCAUAUGUUUGACUGUCCGGGUUCCAAUGAUAUUGAUGACGAAGAAUCCACCGUGUAUGAUGGUUAUAGGCUCAACAGAUUCCUUCAAGAGUCAAACAAGGGAAACAACCCCUUUUUGACUGGAGAAAAGUUACCAGUUGCUGCGAAGAAAGGCAACAACGUGAACUUCUAAGAUUCGAAGUAAAGCCUCUGAAAAACAUCAGAAGGGCUGUCUUCAACGUCUCCCCGAGAGCGAAACUGCUUCUAAGCGGGGAAGUUACCGGCUAGAUUUGAAAACAGCCUCCUGGGACGGAUCAUGGAACCACAAAACGGCAACAAUCGACUCUGGCUUUGAAAACGGACUAUCCGAAGAACAAUAACUCAAUUUAAUCCCUAUUCCUCUACAAACAAACAAAGUAUAAUAUAUUAACCUAGAUAGUAGUUGCUUUCGAUGUAAGUAAGUAAGUAACGGAUCGAACCCCUAUACUGUUAGAGUUAGAGAACAAAGAGCAAAUCAGCAUUUCUUCGCGAAUGAUAUGAUUAAGUAAACAAUGUUUGACAUAUCACGAUGUUGACCAAAAGAAUUUACUAUCGACUUGAGUCGUGUUUUAGGCCCUAUUGACUUUGGCUGAUCUUCAGCCAGGACGAAGAACCUCCGAUGGAUCAGGAUUCAAUGGGGGCUCUUCGGACGCGCCGGCUCGGCCAAGGUCAGAACAUGACUUAAGUGGGUAACCGACUUUUAAACCUGACGGAACACUAAUGACUAUAGCAUAAAGCGUUGACCCUAAAAUACUACUAUAUAUGUUUAGGAUGCAUGUAGGGUGGUUAUAAUAACAUUUAAAGUGAAUUCUAACUCUGUCUUUUUGUGUUUAUAUAGGCAGUUUAAAAAUAUAUUUAUUGGUGUUUGAAAGUAUAUUAAACAGUUAAAUGGUUAACCAUUUUACCAACCUCUAUUUGUCUAAUAUGGAGCGGAUUAAAUGUAUUCUCUUAACGUA